Siniperca chuatsi (mandarin fish) is the source of this 1414-nucleotide messenger RNA. RefSeq lists its product as uncharacterized. NCBI's taxonomy places the organism in Eukaryota, Metazoa, Chordata, Actinopteri, Centrarchiformes, Sinipercidae. The transcript is spliced from 7 exons. The record is from RefSeq and is a predicted model, not a curated record. The coding region runs from base 156 to 773 and encodes 205 amino acids.
CGACAGCGUCCACUGCUGAGGUUUUUGCCAGCAGGACCGGCUCUGUGUUUCUGGAUUCCUCGUCACUCACCGGGCGCCCUCAAAGAAAAGGUACAGCUGGCCGAACCCAAAGCAACCAUUGCCGAGACUCCAGCAGUACAGUCAUUUCAGUCUGUAUGAGGACGAGGAUGAAGAUCUACAGCUGCCUGUUAGCCUUUGUUCUGGGCUGUAAUGUCACUGCAGAAAUACAGCAGAAAAUAAUCAGGGAGAAGGCCUCCAUCUCUCUGCGAUGUCCUCACUCUGUGGAGGGUAAAGUGACGUGGAGCAGAGAGAUUAAUGGAAACAAAGUUGACAUAAUUACAGCUGAUCCUGACGGAGAUAUAAGACACAAUGACCCAGGCAGACGAUACAGUUCAUUGGCAGAUAAGUCACUUCACAUUAGCAGAGCUGCCGUCUCAGACACUGGAAGAUACUUCUGUAAUAAUGAACUGGCUAUGGAGCUGACGGUGAUCCCAUCAGGUCAUAAGGUACCACCAACAAUGACGACAACACCAAAAACUACAACAACAACACCACCUCCACCUCCAACAACAAGACGAACCACACCUCCACCUCUUCCAGCACCAUCAACACCGCUGGUAAACACAGCUGCUCCUUACCUGUGGCAAACGUCUGUUCAUGCGGUGAUUGUGAUACUCUCUUUAAUCAUCAUGAUCAGCAUCACUGUCAUUACCUGGAGAAAAGCUCGACAGAAACAGAAGCGGCACACAACAGAAACAGAAAAUGAUCUCUGAUCCUCCAUCACACAGAAACAAGAGCGGUAAAAACUGAACAGUCAUCAGCACUCAUCCUCAAACAGUCCGACAGUAAACAGUCAUCCUGCUUCCAACACUGUGACUACUGCAGACACUACUGUUACACCUUCUACCACUGAUGCCUCUGACAUACUGCUGAAACUACAAGCGAGCAUUUGUCUGAAUGUGGGAAAUAUUAAAUAUUUCAACUGUAAUGACCUGUUUGAAUUCAAAUUCACAGUCUGUAAGUGCAACAGGCCGUGUGAAGUAGUUUGCCUUGUCCUGCACAUGGCCACACAUGCUUAUGUGACAGUCACAGCUCGCUGUAUCUCACACUUUACACUAUGUGGGUUGCGUUCACAUUCAUUCGAACACAUUACGUGUUGGUUUGAAUUCGUUUGAACACAAAACAAAAAGGUGACAGCCCUACUGCUUCCACCAUUUCUGCUGCUGCACAGACUUUAGAAAAAGUUAAAUACAGUUAAGAUGAGUUCAAAGUUCAACUGCUGUUUGUGUGUCUUGAACAUCAGUGACAUCGCAGCAGGUGUUAAAAUUGCCUUGAAGUUAUGACGUCUCAUUUUAAACGCUUAUUUUAAACCCUAGUCCACGAGAGCUUUUCUAUUUGGUGUUCUGAACUGUUU